Molecule: messenger RNA, 1047 nt
Organism: Eurytemora carolleeae
Lineage: Eukaryota; Metazoa; Arthropoda; Copepoda; Calanoida; Temoridae
Product: short coiled-coil protein
Exons: 7
Coding region: 9-602 (197 amino acids)
Cellular component (GO): trans-Golgi network
Source: RefSeq, a predicted model, not a curated record
AAGAUAAGAUGGAUUUAAGAAGACUGGAUGAUCUAGGAGAAGAUGAUGAUAGUUUGUACACAGACUCAAUACUCAGGGAAGACGAUUCAAUUCCUCUAGCAGAUGAAGAUGCAUCUGGAAGAGUUGAUGAUUCUAUGACUGAUAACAUACCUGAGGAUCUUAGAAAGGCAAAUGAAUGGCGUAAGAAGGUUGAUUUUGAAAGCCUAGAUUCCAUACCAUCAAUGCUCUCAGACAGAUCUGAUGGGAUAGGGGGACAUAUUUCGGAUCACAUGAACAGGAUGUGCCUGGACCCGGAUUUUUCUCCAGAUGAGCAGGAGGAGAAGGCAAGACUUAUUUCUCAGGUCCUAGAGCUCCAGAACACCCUGGAAGAUCUUACCAGCAGGGUGGACAGGGUUAAGGAGGAGAACCUUAAACUUAAGUCGGAGAACACUGUCCUGGGACAAUAUAUUGAGAAUUUGAUGCAGGCAAGUCAAGUUUUUCAAGCUGUGAGUCCAAAAUCACGGAGGAAGCAUAGACCUCCAAGUGGCAAUAUAAGCAGCGUUAUCAGAUGCACUGCUAAAGCAGUCAGAGGAGCGGUUGUUGGAGAACAAAAACAGAGUUAAAUCAAACUUAAAAUAUUUAUCUCCAUGUUUUUAAGCUUCCGCCUCCAUUGAUUUUCAACAUGCCUCAAGUUUCUGUCUCUUUAAAGAUAUUCCGAGUGUCAGCUUUACUUUUUCCACACUUAUGAUUUGUUUAACAAGGCCCAAUCUUAGAAAAGAGAAUAACGAUCCACAAUUCCUCAAAUUUCUAUACGUUUAAUGAUAAAUAUAUUUAUAAAUUAACAGAGAUGAAAUCUCCAUUACACUUGAUAAAUUGGAAAAAAAACCUUUUACAAACUGAUCUGUGUUGGCAUGUAAAAACACUGACCAGAUAAAAUAAACUUUUAAUGCCUAUAGAAUCCUUGCCUCUGCUCUGAAAUAUUUUCCAACCCUAAAUCUAAAGUUCACUGCUUUUACAAAUGUUUGACUUCAUUGUAUAAAUAUCGUGCAUAAUAAACUUUAGAAAUUA